This is a messenger RNA of Penicillium verhagenii, 1611 nucleotides long. RefSeq lists its product as uncharacterized. The transcript is spliced from 2 exons. Gene Ontology annotation, cellular component: site of double-strand break; nucleus; cytoplasm. The coding region runs from base 1 to 1611 and encodes 536 amino acids. Lineage: Eukaryota; Fungi; Ascomycota; Eurotiomycetes; Eurotiales; Aspergillaceae. Gene Ontology annotation, biological process: protein phosphorylation; mitotic G2 DNA damage checkpoint signaling. The record is from RefSeq and is a predicted model, not a curated record. Gene Ontology annotation, molecular function: protein kinase activity; ATP binding.
AUGCAGCACUCACAGUUGGCUCCGUUGCCCAACGACGUGCCUUUCCGAAUUGUUUCCAAGACAAUCGGACAAGGUGCCUAUGCCUGCAUCAAAAAGGCCUGCCCCUUGGACUCGGACAACCCGGUCUUUGCAGUCAAAUACAUUCACAAGGAAUAUGCUGCAAAACACGGCAAGAUUAGCGCGCGCCAGCUGGCAUUGGAGGUGUCUGUGCACAAGCAUGUGACGGGGCACCCUAGUAUCAUCAGUUUCUACCAGACUGGAGAGGAUCCCAUCUGGCGAUGGAUCGCUAUGGAGUUGGCCGAAGGGGGUGACCUCUUCGACAAGAUCGAGGCCGAUGAAGGUGUGGGGGAGGAUGUUGCACAUGUCUACUUCUCGCAACUUGUGAGCGCCGUUAGCUUCAUGCACUCAAAGGGUGUCGGCCACCGUGACAUUAAGCCUGAGAAUAUGCUGCUCACCUCUGAUGGUAACCUCAAAAUUGCGGAUUUUGGCUUGGCCGCACUGUUCGAGUACAAAGGAUCUCGCAAGCUGUCUACAACCUUUUGCGGUAGCCCGCCAUAUAUCGCCCCAGAAGUAAUCAGUUGCAGCACACGAGGUCAGACCAAGGGAUCAGGAUAUCACCCGGAUAUAGUGGACAUCUGGUCUUGCGGUAUUGUUCUCUUUGUCCUGCUUGCCGGCAAUACUCCGUGGGAUAGCCCAACCGACGAUAGUUACGAAUUUCACGAAUACCUGGCUACAAAUGCACGCACAACGGAUGAACUAUGGCAAAAACUGCCUCCUGCCACUCUAUCUUUGCUCAGAGGCAUGCUGACCGUGGAUCCCAAAAACCGAUUUUCACUGGAGGAUGUACGAAGGCAUCCGUGGUAUACACGGUCCAACAAAUUCCUGUCGGCCGAUGGGAAGCUGAGGGAUCCAAUCAACUUGGCAACCUCAAUGUUUGAGUCUCUACACAUUGACUUUAGUCAGGACCCUCUUUCUCAAAAACGCAAGGGUGCUAGCCGAAGUCUUGAUACCAUGGACAUGAACAUGGAUGUCGACGGGGCUGGUGAUGCUGGAUUUUCUUCUACGCAACCCGAAAUGCCAGGUGGCGGUAUGGUGAUGGAUUGGGACGCUCCUAAUUUGGCGUCUGACGUUUUCUCCUCUACACAGCCCACCGGGAAACGAUUUAAUACCCAAGAGGCCGCCAUGACCAAUCAUCUUGAGGAUGAGCCGUCGAUGUCUCAGUUCUCCCAGCAACCAUCUGUGCCACUAAGCCGCACACAGAAUGCCAUGAAAUUCCAAGACAUUAUCCCGUCCCGCUCAAUGAACCGCUUUUAUUCAUCUUGGGAGCUCAAGCUUUUGGUGCCCUUGAUUUGUGAGGCUCUUCAUCGACUGGGAGUUCCGGUUCCAGCUGUCCCUGCUGUGAAGGCCGGAGAUACCUGUGCGAUGAUACGUGUGAUCACAAAAGAUGGCCGAUUAUGUCAAAUCCAGGGCAAGGUUCUCAUAGAAUGUGUCUCCGAAAACAUCUUCGAAGUUGAGUUUGUCAAAGUCAAAGGUGAUCCUCUAGAAUGGCGCCGAUUCUUCAAGAAAGUGACCAUUCUAUGCAAAGAUGCGGUAUUCAAACCCGAUGAAUGA